UAUCAGAAAAUAAACUGGUACGAACCGAACAUGUUUGGUGACGUCUGCUGCGUUCUGGAGUAAACACCUGAUCCAACACUUGUGUCUACAAUGCCGGAAAUAUUUAAUACUACUGUACCGUGGCCCCCUGACAUUAGCAGACCACAGGGAACAAAAAUGAGUGCAUCUUGUCCCCCACUACAAAAAAUUCCAUCAGAAGGGAGCAAGGCGGAGAGGCUGAGAUGUCUAGUAGAGAAGUUUACUUCAGAGUUUUCUGCCAAGCCACAGUUCUGUACCAGAGCUCCUGGAAGAGUGAAUUUGAUCGGUGAGCAUGUUGACUACUGUGGCUAUGCUGUUUUUCCUAUGGCCAUUGAUUUGGACAUCUUGAUCGCUGUUGGCACCAACACUACUGGCAAACUCAAUCUCAUUAAUGUUGAUGACAGCUACCCAAAGUUCUCCUGUGAAAUUAACAACUUUGAGAUAGACAAGAGCCACCCCACUUGGUACAAUUAUGUACUGUGUGGAGUACAAGGUAUACAAGAAGAGGGGGGGAGGAAGGAACCUUUUUCUGGUCUUGAUAUGGCUGUGAGUGGGAAUAUUCCCCCGUCGUCUGGGCUGUCUUCCUCCUCUGCUCUUGUUUGUGCUUCAGCCUUAGCCAUUGCUCAUGCACACAAGCUUUCGAUAAGUAAGGAGGAUCUUGCCGAGAUCUGUGCUCGUUGCGAAAGGCAUGUAGGAACACAAGGUGGAGGAAUGGACCAGGCCAUUUCUUUUCUAGCUACUGAAGGGACAGCAAGAGUGAUUGAAUUUAAUCCUCUGAGGUCAACCCCAGUGAAUCUGCCAUCAGGGGUGUCAUUUGUGGUGGCUAAUAGCUUGGCCCCCAUGAAUAAAGCAGCCAAUUCUUAUUAUAACUGUCGUGUCAUGGAGUGCCGUAUCGCUUGCCAGAUUAUGGCAAAACAGGCAGGUCUAGCAUGGAAGGAGUAUCAACGUCUUGGCCAACUGCAGAAAGUGCUGGGUAAAAGCCUUCCUGAGAUGAUGACUCUUGUGUCACGCACUUUUGAAUCUCGCCCAUACAGCAAAAAAGAGAUUUGCAAGUUACUUGGUACUUCUGAGGAGGAUUUAGAUAAAACUACCUUAAGUGAAAACACUAGGCACAUCGAAGAAUUCUUACUUCAUGAAAGAGCGCAACAUGUUUUCUCAGAGGCACAUCGUGUGUGGGAGUUCAAACGAAUCUGUGAUGAUAAGAGUGAAAAUUGUGUAGAGGAACUUGGGAAACUGAUGAAAGAAUCCCACUUGUCUACAAAACUGCUCUACGAAUGUUCACAUCCUAAACUUGAUAAACUAGUGGACCUUUCCGAGGGUGUAACAUUUGGUGCCAGGCUAACAGGAGCUGGAUGGGGUGGAUGCAUGGUUGCUAUGGUCAAAGAGGAAAAGGCUGAGGAGUACAAGGAAUUGUUAGUGGAAGAAUACUACAGUCAAGAAGCUAACGCUAAAGAUAAGGAUUUAAACUCUGUACUUUUCAGUUCUCAGCCUAGCCCUGGAGCUUGUAUUUAUGAAUUUUAGUGCAAAAGCAUUUUGCACUUUCAAGCAGUCUGAUGUAAAUCUGUGGUUACUUUCUAAUUUUGUUCUUUUGAACAAAUACUUGAAUUUCAUUGAUCAUAUGCCUUGUUUUGGUUUAAAAUGCACAUGCGAGAACCCAAAGAAUUUGUACGAAAAAGGUCUACUAUGUCUGGUGCUUAACACUGAAGUUUGACUUUAUUUUCUAGUUUCUUGUGUACGUAUUUAUUUGUUAUUGUAUUUGUUGGUGUCUUUUCUGUUUUUUUCUGUCUUCCUUCUUAUUCAUCUUUAUUUAUUUGGGUGAUAAAUUGUUUUAUCAUUGUAUGUUGUAGACACAGGAAAAUUUUUUUUAAAUUCGAUAACUUAGAGUUAAAAUAGUUAAGUUUACUAUUAUGGAAUAAGAAUUUUGAACUUUAAUACAGUAAUUCUAUAAAAGAUUGAAGAUUUUGAUCUUUGGCCUAUAGAAUUGUAAUUAAAUUGCAGUUUUAAUUAGUUUAGAUGAUAGUUCACUAGCAUAUAAAAGAAUAUUUGAUAUUUUUUCCUGUGAUCUAUAAUAAAGGAUUUCAGUACAAUACUUACAACUAACUAAUAAUUAAAAUGGGCCAGUAAGUGAAAUAACAUGGUUUUAUGUAAUAUUUUGUACCUGAAAACUGUCUAAAAAAUAAAAAAAAGUGUUAGAAGGUGCCAUGAAAGCUAAAUAUUUAACAAGAAAAUGUUAGAAAGUGCCAUGAAAGCAAAAUAUUUGGCAAGAAUAUGUAGUAUAUUAGAGGUUAUCAACAUAAGUUUAAUCUGCUUCUUUAUUGUUUGAUGUACUACUGCAUUUAUGAACUUCUUUCCAUUUUAUUUCAGGCUGUUUCUAAGAAAAUAAGUGUAACAUAAUAGCAUCAGAAGCUAUUAUGUUACAUUUAAAUUUGAACUAUUUAAGAUGAAUCAUAGAUCAGUAGUAAUGUGUGAAUCAGUAUUUUUUUUAACAUAGGACUAUAUAGAAAGUUUACAUUUAUAUUUUUUCCCUGAAUUUUGGUUUAUAUUCCUUGAUAAUAUUCUUGUAUGGAUAACAGCUAAUUUAUUUUUAUUAAAAGCUGCAGUUAUUUUUAAUAGCAUGGCAAAUUGAACAGAUUGCAAUACGUACUUGUUUUUUAUAUUCCAUGAUGAAAUUCAUUUGAUUUCAUAAUUACUGUAUAAAUAUUUUUGAAGAAUAUGAAUUUUUAAACCAUAAAUUCACCAAGAAGCUAUACUAUAUGUAUUUCCUACCUCAAUGGUGUUUGUAAACAGCAUUGAGAAUGUAAUGUACAUCAUUGCUAGUGAAUUUAAAAGCAUUCUAAACUAUGUUAGCACUUUAAAUAAGGUUUUUAUUAAGCAACAUUCAAGAAAUGUUAUUUCAAGUUCUGCCUUUGUAUUUGAAAAAAGUUCAAAAACUAUUUAGACUACCUACUUUGUUACCAUUUCGUCUCAGGUUAUGGAAAAGAACUAAUCUAUAGUACACAACAUAAUGUACUUGGGAUUUAUUUUACUUCUAGAGAAGAAUUUACAUUGGUAGUAAAUUCCAGCUUUUUUGUGUCACAUCUUUGAGUUCAUUAUAUUGAUUGCUUUACAGCCAUAUACAUUGUAUUUAUAGCAAGGCCGAAUAUUUUUAAAAUACCAAUGCUGUGUGAUAUGAUGUGCAAUAUUAUUUUUUCUGCCUUACUUUUAAAUGUUGUAUUUGUCUAUUAUUUAUUGAACGACAUUAUUUACGUAUAUACUAUAUGUAAGUAGAUCAGAGUCAGGAAGCGCAACAGAUGAAGGUAACAUGUAACAUAAGUGUGUACAGGCUAAUAAAGAGCAAGAAGUGACGGUAUCCAGUUCACACUACGUUACUGUAUGUCUUUGUUGUGUAAUGUAAUAUGAUACAAAGAAGUUUUACAGCUUUUAUAGUAUCUCAUAUUACUUAACACAACAAUGUAAUUAAAAUACCCAGUAUACUAAUAUUUCAGGCUAUAUUACUUGGCACAGCAGAUGCACUUCACUUUCCAUCGUUUUCAUAGACUAAGAAACAUUAUUAGAGUAAAAAACCUUAGCAUGCAAAGGUGGAAAACCUAAACAUUAAGGUCUUUUUAUCCACACUGAAGGCCUUUUAAACAUUAAGGUCUUUUUAUCCACACUGAAGGCCUUUUAAACAUUAAGGUCUUUUUAUCCACACUGAAGGCCUUUUCACCUCUGUGCACUGCAGGACUUUUUCAAUCUUUACACAGAAAGACCCUUACAUUCUUCUGAUUACUUGGAGGCAGUGUCAUUGUCAGUUUCAUAGAUGUCUUAUGCAGUAAAAGGGUUGCAGCCAGGGCCAAAGGAACUGAUGUCAUACCCCAACCAGAACUAAGGUCUCCAUUCACCAUUGUGAAUACAGUGGCAUACAGUGCUAAUGUAGCCAGUACGUACUAUUCAUUAACAAUGGUGCUAAUUAACUGUUAAGUAUAUUAAAUAAUUCAUGCAAGUGCUGCCACAGUUCUGAAUUAUAGUAAAUAUUUCCAGCUUGAUACAGAUGAACUAGAUGAGACAACUAAAGAACUAUAGACGAUUACUGUCCACCCUGAUAGUGACUUUGCACCAAUUAGAAAAAAAAAAAGUUGGUUUGUGGAAUGGACUUGCACAACUAUAAACCUUAUUUCACAGGGAAUAACAGCUGCCUAACCCUUCCAAUUAGCACAUACCACUCGAACAAGUGGAAGCAUUAAUCACUGCUUCACUUUCUGUUAAGAACAAAAUUUACACUUUGGUUAACCAUAACUACAAGCUGCUAUGGAAAAAAUAAAGGUAUGUAUUUUUUGAAGUUUUAUUAUAUUUACCUUAACCAGAAUUAAGGUGUUGAUAGUUGAGUUGUACCAUUUCAAAAAUAAAUCCUGUUCAUAAAACCUUUCAGUCAAACUACUGCUUCAUUAGAUCAAAAACAUGACAUUGUUAUGUAAAAAAAAAAAAACUUGUGCUCAUACAAAUACUACACAGAGCAGACUGUAAUUGAUAUUAUCUGUAUUCUUUAUCUAAUUAAAAAACUUUUAUAAAGGUUCUCAGUGCAUCAGUUAUGAAAUUUGGUUUGCAGUAUCAUGGACACAAAAAAUAUUUGUUCAUACUAUGGCCCCUUUAAUCCUGCAAAUUUUGAUGUAAAGCCCCAUGUGUGUUGAAUAUUUGUAAGAAAGUCAAUUGUUAACAAUAUAAAAAACUUAACAAAUACUCCAUGUUGUUGUUGGUGCCAAUAAAAUAAGACAAACUGA
Macrobrachium nipponense is the source of this 4775-nucleotide messenger RNA. RefSeq names its product N-acetylgalactosamine kinase-like (gene Galk). The record is from RefSeq and is a predicted model, not a curated record. Gene Ontology annotation, cellular component: cytosol; cytoplasm. Gene Ontology annotation, biological process: carbohydrate phosphorylation; galactose metabolic process. The coding region runs from base 91 to 1539 and encodes 482 amino acids. Gene Ontology annotation, molecular function: ATP binding; galactokinase activity. Lineage: Eukaryota; Metazoa; Arthropoda; Malacostraca; Decapoda; Palaemonidae. The transcript has 8 exons.